UUAUUUAAAAUCAUACUAUUGUCUUUUCUCUUUCUUGCACUUAAUAGCAAUUCUAUAUAUCUCUUCACCUGCACUCGCCCUAAUUUCACGAAAAUCAUCCAGAUUCACCAUUUUCAAUAUUUUUCCUUCAUCAUUUUCUCUCCUUCUCCAGAGCUGCCUAAGCAUUUAAUAAUCAUACACAUUUUUUUAUCCCGUUUGAAAUAUUCCGACCAAAAAUGACGGAGAGAACAAACAGCAUAGAAAUGGAUCAAGAAAGAUUAACGGCCGAGAUGGCGUUCCAAGAUUCUUCACCGGCCAUUAUACGAAUCCAGAGACGUUUGCCGGAUUUAUUAACGUCCGUAAAGCUUAAGUACGUGAAGCUUGGACUUCACAACUCUUGCAACUUCACCACCUUUCUCUUCUUCCUCAUCAUUCUCCCCUUAACCGGAACCGUGCUGGUUCAGCUAACCGGCCUAACGUUGGAUAUGCUCUCUGAGCUUUGGUCUAAUCGGGUGCUCCAACUCAACGGGUCGACAAGACUCACCUGCUCCGUUUUCCUUUGUUUCGCUUUGACCCUCUACGUGACUAACCGGUCUAAACCGGUUUACUUAGUGGACUUCUCCUGCUACAAACCGGAAGACGAGAGGAAAAUGUCCGUGAAUUCCUUCUUGAAGAUGACGGAGGAAAACGGAGCGUUCACCGAUGACACGGUUCAGUUCCAGCAAAGAAUCUCGAACCGGGCCGGUUUAGGAGACGAAACCUAUUUUCCACGUGGCAUUACCUCAACUCCCCCGAAGCUAAACAUGUCCGAGGCACGUGCUGAAGCUGAAGCAGUUAUGUUCGGAGCAUUAGAUUCCCUUUUCGAGAAAACCGGGAUUAAACCGGCUGAAAUAGGAAUCUUGAUAGUAAACUGCAGCUUAUUCAGCCCGACGCCGUCUCUAUCGGCGAUGAUCGUGAACCGCUACAAGAUGAGACAAGACAUCAAAAGCUACAACCUCGGAGGAAUGGGCUGCUCCGCCGGAUUAAUCUCAAUCGAACUCGCCAACAAUCUCCUCAAAGCAAACCCUAAUUCUUGCGCUGUCGUGGUCAGCACGGAAAACAUAACCCUAAAUUGGUAUUUCGGCAACGACCGGUCAAUGCUCCUCUGCAACUGCAUCUUCCGUAUGGGAGGCGCAGCGAUCCUCCUCUCUAACCGACGACAAGACCGGUCAAAGUCAAAGUACGAGCUAGUUAACGUCGUGCGGACACAUAAAGGAUCAGACGACAAGAACUACAAUUGCGUGUACCAGAAGGAAGACGAAAGAGGAACGAUCGGUGUCUCUUUAUCUAAGGAGCUUAUGUCCGUCGCGGGAGAUGCUCUGAAAACAAACAUCACGACGUUAGGACCGAUGGUCCUUCCAUUGUCGGAACAGUUAAUGUUUUUGAUUUCAUUAGUCAAAAGGAAGUUGUUCAAACUGAAAGUGAAGCCCUAUAUUCCAGAUUUCAAGCUAGCUUUCGAGCAUUUCUGUAUACACGCAGGCGGUAGAGCGGUUCUUGACGAGGUUCAGAAGAAUCUUGAUCUUAAAGAUUGGCAUAUGGAGCCUUCUAGGAUGACUUUGCACCGUUUUGGUAACACUUCGAGUAGCUCGCUGUGGUAUGAGAUGGCUUAUACCGAAGCUAAGGGUCGGGUUAAAACAGGUGAUCGACUUUGGCAGAUUGCGUUUGGGUCUGGUUUCAAGUGUAACAGUGCGGUUUGGAAAGCGUUACGAGCGGUUUCGACGGAGGAGUUGACGGGUAAUGCGUGGGCUGGUUCGGUUGAGGAUUAUCCUGUGAAGAUUGUGCAAUGAUUGGUUGGAUCGGUCUUGUUAUGUAAUUGUUGUGUACUUCUUGAUGUUAAAUAUUUUUAUGUAAGUAAGCUGUCAAAUGAAGAUUAUAAUCUAAUUAAUUAUACAAAUGCGUGUUUGGUAUACGUUAGUUGAUUUUUUGUAAUAUGGUAAACCA
Molecule: messenger RNA, 1959 nt
Organism: Brassica oleracea var. oleracea
Lineage: Eukaryota; Viridiplantae; Streptophyta; Magnoliopsida; Brassicales; Brassicaceae
Product: 3-ketoacyl-CoA synthase 1
Exons: 1
Coding region: 216-1805 (529 amino acids)
Biological process (GO): fatty acid biosynthetic process
Cellular component (GO): membrane
Molecular function (GO): acyltransferase activity, transferring groups other than amino-acyl groups
Source: RefSeq, a predicted model, not a curated record